UUUGACACAUGUUUGACAUUUUGACGUAACAGUGGCAUAUUAAUAAAUGGUGUAUUUAUAAAAUGUAUGUGAUAUAAGCGUAAUUUUAAAAACAAUGCAAGCAAAAAAACGUUACUUGCUUUUAUUCGCAUCGUGUGCGUUCCUUGCGUACUGGUAUUUCGGCGGCUAUCGCCUGAAAAGUAGCAAUUUUACCCCUGAAGAGCACCUACCCUCGUUCGUCAAUCUGAGUCAAAUUUCCACAGGAAGUGCUUUGAAGGAGCGAGAAAAAACGCCGAUCAACAAUAAACUGUGCAGUAUGGAAACCUGUUUCGACUUCAGUAGAUGCCAAAAUGGCUUUCGAGUGUUUGUGUAUCCUCCCGAAGAUAAUAGUGUGCCCAGUCCGUCCUACCAAAAACUGCUCAAUGUUUUAAUAGAAUCGCGAUAUUACACUGCCGACCCCCGAUUAGCGUGCUUGUUCGUCUUGAGUAUCGACACUUUGGACAGGGAUCGACUCAGCAACGACUACGUUCGGGAUAUGCAGUCGCGGUUGCAGCACCUGCCCCACUGGAACAACGGCCUCAACCACGUCAUAUUCAACCUAUACUCAGGCACGUGGCCUAACUACACUGAAAACAAUCUGGAUUUUAACUACGGAAUGGCGAUUCUGGCUAAAGCUAGUAUGUCGGACAGCCACAUGAGGCCCGGGUUUGAUAUCAGUAUUCCUUUGUUUCACAAGAUCCACCCCGAGAAAGGCGGAGAGGUGGGGGCUGUGAUAGCGAAUAGUAUGCCUUUGCAAAAAAGUUAUUUGCUAGCCUUCAAGGGAAAAAGAUAUGUACAUGGAAUUGGUUCUGAUACGCGGAAUUCCUUGUACCAUCUCCACAACCGGAAGGACAUGAUCAUGGUAACGACGUGUCGCCACGGCAAGAGCUGGAAAGACAUGAAGGACGAACGCUGUGACCAAGAUAAUAAAGAAUAUGAUAAAUAUGAUUACGAAGUGUUGCUGCAAAAUUCCACGUUUUGUCUAGUUCCUAGAGGGAGACGCUUGGGAUCUUUCAGAUUCUUGGAAGCUCUGCAAGCUGGGUGCAUUCCGGUUUUGUUGUCAAAUGGAUGGGCGCUGCCCUUCGCUCAGGUCAUCGACUGGAGUAAAGCGGCCAUUUGGGCUGACGAGAGACUGCUCCUUCAAGUACCGUACGUAGUGAGGUCAGUAUCUCCAGCAAAAAUACUGCAAUUACGUCAACAGACGCAGGUUUUAUGGGACAGAUAUUUUUCGUCAAUCGAAAAAAUUGUUUAUACCACUCUAGAGAUUAUACGUGAACGAUUGCCAAAUGAAACAUUUAGAGAUGCCACAGUGUGGAAUAGUUUGCCAGGAGCUUUAGUAACAUUGCCAAGUUUUUCAGACUCCCCUGAAAAUUUUCCUUUUCAAGUAGAUUACAAUAACGAUGAAGGCUUUACUGCUAUUAUAUACUGCCAAUUAGGGCUUUCUCUAACGCCAUCAGCGCCUCUGUACAGACUUGUCACCAACGUUGCUCGCAGUAAAUAUGUUUCAAAGAUAAUCGUAGUGUGGUCCAACGACAAGCGCCCUCCCACCCGGAGCCGGUGGCCCCCUUUACCCCACAACAUCAGCUUGCAUGUGAUCCAGCCCGAGGGAGAGCCAACCAAGCCCAGUAUUUCGCAGCGUUUUUACCCGCACCCCCAGAUCGAGACGGCAGCCGUGCUGUCCUUGGACGAAGACUCCGUUCUCACGACCGACGAAGUCGACUUCGCGUUCAUCGUCUGGAGGCAGUUUCCGGACAGGGUGGUGGGGUACCCGGCGCGCUCGCACUACUGGGAUGACACCAAGGCCACCUGGGGCUACACGUCGAAGUGGACCAACGACUACUCCAUCGUUCUGACUGGAGCGGCCUUCUACCAUCGGUAUUACAACGUGUUAUACACUGAGUGGCUGAGCCCGCUGUUGCACAAAACGGUCGAGCAGAGCCAGAACUGCGAAGACAUCUUGAUGAAUUUCCUCGUGAGUCACGUGACGCGCCGGCCGCCGGUCAAGGUCACGCAGAGGAAGCAGUACAAGGAGCAGCCGACGGUGGGCAGUUGGUCGCCGUGGAACGAUCCCGAUCAUUUUAUACAGAGACAGACGUGUUUGAAUACCUUCGCUGCUGUGUUCGGGUAUAUGCCGCUGUUGAGGUCGAAUUUGAGGUUAGAUCCGGUGCUUUUCAAAGACCCUGUGUCGAAUAAAAGAAAGAAGUACAGGAAAAUUGAACUGGUGGGCAGUUAGUCCACGGCUAAGUUUAAGUGAUAUUAGCAAGUUGGCAAUAUUUUUUAAUGUAACGACUUGGGGUUUAGUUGGUCUGUAUGUGUUUUUGUUGAGUACGUAUCGCCUGAUUGUUGAAAUUCUUAUAAGUACUUUUUACAUAUGAUCGAAUGUUUAUUGCUUUUAUUUUAUAUAAUAUAAGGUACCAAAGAAAUGAAAAAUGUGUAAUAAAUACAUUCAUAAGAUUAACCGAUUUUUGAGUCCAUCGAAAAGUGGCGCCACUUUAUGAUUGUAGGUGGUAAACACGUGACACUUAUACAGGAUUUUCAUAAGUCUUUCGUGCAUCUAAAUUUAAUUAAUAGUUAAGAAUGGAUGUAUGAAUCGUUUAUCAAAGUCUUGUACCCUUAACAUAUAGUUGUUUCCUGUUUACACGUAAUCGAACUGAACCAUUAUACUUCCAAAUAAAAGUAACUUUGUAUUUAGUUACUAAUUUGGUUAAGUAUUUCCCCCCAUGAAUAUGCCGUAUCACACUAACGAAUUGUCAUAAAAAUGAGGUUAGGUGUAUGAAAACACCGCACACCGUAUUCGAAACGUCACGAAACUUUCGUGGUGUGAUACUGACUUUACGACAACACAGCAAACAAGUUUGUUUUGCACAGUCUCAUGUGACACAUUACAUAAUGUUAAAGUUACAUUAGUCACCUAAUGUAUUUUAAGUUCAAACUCAGUUGUUGUCGAUGUGGUUAUUUAGUAAAAUGAGUUUAGUAGUAAUUGUAUAUCUUAGUUAAAAUUUAAUUAAUCUCUGAUGUUAGUUUUCAUUAUCAGCUGGUGUUAGUUCAGCAGUAUUAAAAAUGGGGAGAUAUACUAACGUCUUGCAUUUUAUAUGAGCUACACGUUUUGUAAUUGUAUUGAUUUUGCCGUUGUGGCACAGGCGCAUUAAACUACAAGUAUUAUUAAAUAUUCCCAGUAAGUUUACGGUCCAUUUAGCAACGGAAUUUUGUACUUUUGUAUAGAGUUGAAAAGUAAAUGUAGGCCAUUUGUUUAUCACGACAGUUGUGUAACUUUUCUCGAAAAUAAGAAUUAAAUGGUUUUUCCAUGUUUUGUUUACUGAUAUCUGUACAAAUCCGGAAGAAUUUCAACAAUUACAAAAAUUAGAGCGCUCUAUGUUAUGUGUGUCUGUGGUAGUAGGUGACAGAAUGUUGUACCCAACACCAAAAUGCUGCAUUACGAAGACUACAUGUACUGUUUUUUGUUAAAAGUCGUGGAUGCAAUGGAUUUUAUAUACCGAGCGAUAGCUAAGGUUUCACGGUUUACAGCUCUCGCACAGAAAUGAAGUUCCCCGCUUCCGUCUGACUGCCUAUU
Molecule: messenger RNA, 3589 nt
Organism: Zophobas morio
Lineage: Eukaryota; Metazoa; Arthropoda; Insecta; Coleoptera; Tenebrionidae
Gene: ttv
Product: tout-velu
Exons: 4
Coding region: 95-2251 (718 amino acids)
Cellular component (GO): membrane
Molecular function (GO): glycosyltransferase activity
Source: RefSeq, a predicted model, not a curated record